AUGUCCAGCCAACGUUUGUUCGAUAGCCAAGUGAUGCUGGACAACGACUCUGUGCUGUUCGACAGCCAGGUUGAUCCAGGGACUUGGGCAGCGGGGCGCACGUUGGCUUCACCGGUUGUGCCUGCUGCUAGUUCUACUGCAGUGCACCAGACUGGCCUGAAGCGCAAGAAUGCAUGCCUGGAAUGGGAAGGCGAUUUUCCAGACACCCAGGUAGAGCUGUAUCCGCCGCCUACUAUCGUGAAUAUCAACGAGGACCCAAGCCCAAAACCGAAACCCCGCAAUGAGGUGGCUGAGAAGUCCUCAGAAAAGUCCUUGCAAGAACAGCUAGAAGCCUCCCAGUCGAAGGUGAGUGAGCUGCAGGAACUGAACAGAACUCUGCACUGCAAAGCCGCGGAGUUAGCACAGCAGCUGGUGCAAGUGAUGGAGGAAAAAAACAAUCUUCUGGCUGAGAAGCAUGCGAAGAUGAUCGCUGACUUGAGGGUGAUGCGUUCUGCCCGCGAAGAGCUUGACGAGCUUUUGGAUCUUAAUUUUGAUGACGACGACGAUCAAUGCUGA
Molecule: messenger RNA, 555 nt
Organism: Symbiodinium sp. CCMP2592
Lineage: Eukaryota; Dinophyceae; Suessiales; Symbiodiniaceae
Source: the annotation of a GenBank genome assembly